Daldinia decipiens is the source of this 1140-nucleotide messenger RNA. RefSeq lists its product as uncharacterized. Lineage: Eukaryota; Fungi; Ascomycota; Sordariomycetes; Xylariales; Hypoxylaceae. The coding region runs from base 1 to 1140 and encodes 379 amino acids. The transcript has a single exon. The record is from RefSeq and is a predicted model, not a curated record.
AUGGCCACUCUGCAAAACAAUCAACGCCGCUGUCACUGCCACUGCCGGUCAAGCAGCGCCCCUCCUUGCUCGUCGAGAGGGGAGGAAGAACACGAGCGCGUCAUCAGCACACCCAGAACUCGCGACCUCGAGACGACCAUCUUCGACGAAGAGCGUCGCCGCAAAGAACUCCUGAUCCUCAGAGACGAAUUCUCGGACUUAUCAGAUAGCUUUAGCAAGCGUGCACUGCACUUCCAGAACAUCCGUCAGAACCCUACUCUCCGGGGAUUCUUCGAUACAGCGCGGGACUUCGAUCAGGAGCUCUUGGACCUCAAGUUCCAACUUGCGGGGCCUAACCAGCUUUACUUCCUUCCGGAAGAACACGCCGAGAACGCGAUACGCUGUAUUCGCCGGACUACCACCGUACUUCUAAGCGCUCGAUGGCAGAUCUGGAGAUGCGUCGAGCUCUCGGCGGUUCAUACUGGUCAUGAGACUGGUGAGCCUCUGGUGUGGAGUGCGACGGUUAAAAAGUACGUUUAUCCUGGAAAGAUAGCUGCCGAGCUGGAAUAUCAACGGUGCUGGGACAAGGCCCGCCCAUGGCUUGAACGUCUUCUCGGAGAGCUGAGAAGGGAGGUCCCGCGCAUGAGGUGGAUUGUAGGCCAGCUUGAAGGCAGUAGAGAGCCCUCUUUCAUACGACAUUUAAAGGAGGCUAGUCCUCAUAGCAAGGUCUCGAAGACUUCAGUUCUGCUACCAUGCCUUAGCUCCGGUGCCCGAUCGGGAGACCACCAAUACGAGAUGUCAGGCGGCCUAUCAAUUGACAAAGCGCGCAAGACUCCAACCUGGAUCAACAACAUGAAGGUGCGGCUCGAAGGGCGUGUUAUUAAUGACCCCACGGAAGUCGAUUUCAGCGCCAUCCCAGUCCGCAUUCGGUACCGGGAACUCAAGGCUCGGAAGAAGCUGCAGGGUGGUGAGAAUCUGGAGGCGAUGAGGGAUGCUUGGGUGGCGUUCCGAGAUGAUCUGGAUAAGAGGGCGGGGGCUCCCUCGACGGAUAUAAUUCUAUUGCGGCAUAAGGUCGUUACGGAGGUGAUACUUUCAGAGCGCAGGCUGCAGCAGGCGCGGGAGCGGGAUGGUGGUGGAUCUGUGCAGGAUGGUGGGGCCUGA